Molecule: messenger RNA, 894 nt
Organism: Cryptococcus wingfieldii CBS 7118
Lineage: Eukaryota; Fungi; Basidiomycota; Tremellomycetes; Tremellales; Cryptococcaceae
Exons: 4
Coding region: 1-894 (297 amino acids)
Source: RefSeq, a predicted model, not a curated record
AUGCCGAGCCUUCUCGCUAUACCUGGAUCCCCCCUUUUUUCCUCCGUUACCCAUCUCUCUUUCGGGGAGACUGUCUCAUUGGAAGCUUGUCACUUGAGCGACGAGAGAUUUGCGGUCAAGUACAAGUCCUUCGGGCCGGCGCUCAAGCAUGUCUGCCUGAGCUUCAACGACAUAUUUCACGAUUUGGAAGCCGAAUACGAGGAGGCAGCCCGAUUUGGGGACCUAGAUGAGUUCGAGGAAAGAGAGCCAAGGGAGAGAAUCACAAAGCUGCUUCACAAGCGACUAUCCUUUACACUUAGGUCCGAUGUGGAUGAGAAGACGUCCUUGACGCUACACAACGCGUGGCCCGACGACAUUGAACCUGGGCUGGCCGAUACGAUGAUCUAUGAACUCCCGAGGAGUACGGAUAAUGGCGAGGAAGACUGGGAAAGGCAGCUCGCGAUGACGACUUGGGAGAUGACGUCUUACAUGUCAGAGUUGCAAGAGCGGAUGCAAGAUGACAGAUUGGGAGCCAAUGUCUGGCGACCCACGAUAAAACCUUGGAAGAUCCGAUUCACCAAUAUGGCGCCCAUCCCACCCAAUACCGACAUCAUUUCGGCCGUCCUCGAUGAUUGUCUCCUCGUUCGAGAUCAACAUUUCGAAGGGUUGUUCAAGAAGUGGUGGGAAGAAGUCGUCAGCUUUGAGGGACCAGUGAAGUGCGACUGCUGCGAGAUCUUCAAAAAGGGACACCCCAAAAUCAACGCCUACAAGUACUCCUACAAUACUCGCCGUGAGAAUUUCGAAAUCAUUCGGGAAGAAGCAGGUGAGAUUCGCGAAGAGUACGAAUUAUUCAAAGAGGCUGAAGCCGACUUCUACGAUAAUCUGUUUGCCCUAUCAGAGUGCUCCUCGCCAUAG